This is a messenger RNA of Racocetra persica, 1475 nucleotides long. NCBI's taxonomy places the organism in Eukaryota, Fungi, Glomeromycota, Glomeromycetes, Diversisporales, Gigasporaceae. The record is from the annotation of a GenBank genome assembly.
ACGAUACCAUAAUGGACGAAAUAUUUUCUAAAGACCUAGUUGCAGAUCCUGAAGACUUAGUUGAAGAUUUUAAAAGCCUAUAUGAGUCCAAGGAAGAUUAUGAUACAAUUAUCACUGUUGGAAAAGAACAAAACGCUGUGCAAAUUUAUGCCCAUUCUCAAAUUCUUUGUGCUAGAUCAUCUUAUUUUCAUAGAGCAUUAUCUGAUGAAUGGGUUGUAGAAAAAGAUGGUUACUUUGUUCUAUCAAAUCCUAAUACCAAUGCAUUAAUUUUUAACGUUAUUAUUAAGUUUUUGUACUGUGGAAUAAUAGAUUUGAAAGGCCAAAACGAUGAAACAAUCUUAGAGCUUCUAGUUACUGCAGAUGAACUUGUAAUUCAGGGACUUAUUGACAUCGUUCAGAACUUCUUAGUCCAAAAUAGUUAUACAUUCUUACAAAAAAGUCCUAUUAGGAUGCUUCAUUUUAUUACUACCCAUGAAAACCGAUUCAAUGAACUCAAGGAAGCUUAUUUGGAGACCAUUUGCAAACAUCCUCACUUACUAUUUGAUUCAGAUGAGUUUCUUUCUUUAGAAAAAGAUACACUAAAAUUAAUUCUUGAAUGUGAUAACCUCGAUCUGAAAGAAAGUAUUAUCUGGAAAAAACUAGUUGAAUGGGGAAUCGCACAACAUGAAAGGAACAUGAUGUGUGAUGACAAUAAGAACGAUGACAUGAUUUGUGAUGAUACCAAUAAUGAAGAUACCAAUAAUGAAGAUACCAAGGAAUUACAUGAAUUAACUAAACUCAUUAGAUUUUAUCAGAUGGAUCCUAAAGAGUUUGUUCCUGAAGUAUGGGAAUAUAUGGACAUCCUUCCUAAAGGUUUAAUUAAAGACGUAGUACGCUGUUAUUUAGAUUCAGAUGUUAAACCAUCAUACCAACCAUUUUUAAUCAGAUGGGGCAAUUUUAACAUCACCUCAGCAUUUAUCAACAAGGAGGUUGCGCUAUUAUUGAUGAAGUGGAUUAGUAGAAAAGCUACAGAUGAUAAGACCUUAAAAGGAUUUAAAUACAAAUUUAAUCUUCUUUUUAGAAGCAACUUAGAUGGUAGCUCAUCACGAGUAUUUCAUCGAAAAUGUGAUAAAAAAGGGGCAACAAUUGUUGUUGGAAGAAUUUCAAACUCAAAUCGUCUCGUUGGAGGUUACAAUCCACUUGAUUGGAGUGGAGAUAAUAUAUGGAAAAAAACAGCAAAUAGCUUCUUAUUUACAUUAGAUAAGAAUAACCUCAACAAUGCAACGAUAUCACGUGUUAAUCCUAAUAAUAGUGGUUGUGCUAUUGGUUGCAACGUUAUUCAUGGUCCAAGUUUCGGAGAAGGUCCUGAUCUACACGUUUCAAACAACAGUGUUAACUGGGAAUUUAAACCAAAAUCUUAUCCUAAAUUAGUAAGCUCGGAUUCACUCACAGUCUCAGAAUAUGAAGUUUUUCAAGUAGUUAAAGCCUUCAAAUAG